AUAUUCAGACAUUUGUGGUUUUCACAGGGACUAUGUCUAGGUUGUUCAUGUUAUCAACCAGAUAUGGUUGUUGUGUCAACCACUUUCUGUAAAACCUUCUGGAUCAACCAAUCAUCCCGAGGAGAACAUUGA
Molecule: messenger RNA, 132 nt
Organism: Nezara viridula (southern green stink bug)
Lineage: Eukaryota; Metazoa; Arthropoda; Insecta; Hemiptera; Pentatomidae
Source: the annotation of a GenBank genome assembly